Molecule: messenger RNA, 378 nt
Organism: Kluyveromyces marxianus DMKU3-1042
Lineage: Eukaryota; Fungi; Ascomycota; Saccharomycetes; Saccharomycetales; Saccharomycetaceae
Gene: CCW12
Product: Ccw12p
Exons: 1
Coding region: 1-378 (125 amino acids)
Source: RefSeq, a predicted model, not a curated record
AUGCAAUUCUCUACUGUCGCCACUUUCGCUGCUGUCGCCGCCGUUGCCUCCGCUCAAAACAUCACCACUGCCACUGCUACUGAAAACGCUACCACCUUGGUCACUAUCACUUCUUGUUCCGAAGACAAGUGCCACGAAUCCGUUUCCCCAGCUUUGGUCUCUACUGCUACCGUCACCGUCAACGACGUCAUCACUGAAUACACCACCUGGUGCCCACUAACCGCCACCACUGAAGCUGGUGUCCCAAAGAACACCACCGUUUCUCCAGCUCCAAAGCCAACCACCACCCAAUCUCAAUCUGAGUACACUGGUGCUGCUGCUAAGGCUUUCCCAGCUGCUGGUGCUUUGGUCGCCGGUGCUGCCGCUUUGUUGUUGUAA